Sporothrix brasiliensis 5110 is the source of this 1050-nucleotide messenger RNA. RefSeq names its product myo-inositol-1(or 4)-monophosphatase. The record is from RefSeq and is a predicted model, not a curated record. Bases 1 to 1050 code for a protein of 349 amino acids. NCBI's taxonomy places the organism in Eukaryota, Fungi, Ascomycota, Sordariomycetes, Ophiostomatales, Ophiostomataceae. Gene Ontology annotation, biological process: signal transduction; inositol metabolic process; phosphatidylinositol phosphate biosynthetic process. The transcript has a single exon. Gene Ontology annotation, molecular function: inositol monophosphate 1-phosphatase activity.
AUGGCCUCCUCCUCCGCCAGCAUGUCCGACGCUGAGCUCGGCAGCAUCUACGAGUUUGCCGUGCAGCUGACCAAAGAUGCCGGGCAGCGGCUGGCCGACGGCGCCAAGGCGCGCAUGGCUGGCGGCGGCGUGCGUCUCGACACGCAGGAAAAGGACAGCUCGGUCGACCUGGUGACGCAGGCCGACGAGGACGUCGAGGCGUUUGUCCGGGCGGCCAUCGCCGCGCGGUAUCCGACGCACCAGUUUCUCGGCGAAGAGUCGUACUCCAAGGGCGCCUCGCGCGACUACCUGGUCGACAGCGUCGCGCCGACGUGGAUCGUCGACCCGCUCGACGGCACCGUCAACUACACGCACCUGUUUGCCAUGUACUGCGUGUCCAUUGGCUUCGUCGUCGGCGGCCGCCCCGUGAUGGGCGUCGUCUACGCGCCCAUGCUCAACCAGCUGUUCAGUGCGUGCCGCGGCAAGGGUGCCUGGCUCAACGAGACGACGCGGCUGCCGCUGCUGCACAACCCGGCCGUCCCGCCGCUGCCGGCCAACGCGCCCGCGGGCUGCAUUUUCAGCUGCGAGUGGGGCAAAGACCGGCGCGACACGGCGUCCGGCGGCAACCUGGGCCGCAAGGUCGAGAGCUUCGUGACCAUGGCCACCGAGCGCAGCGGACGGGGCGGGCUGGGCGGCAUGGUGCACGGCGUGCGCAGCCUGGGCAGCGCGGCCAUGGAUCUGGCGUACACGGCGGCCGGGUCCUUUGACAUUUGGUGGGAGGGCGGGUGCUGGGAGUGGGACGUGGCGGCCGGGUUCGCCAUCCUGGAAGAGGCCGGCGGGUUGGUGACGACGGCGAACCCGCCGGCGAGUGCCACGGGGGACUACGCGGACGUGGCCGUGGAGGAUGCCCACCUGGGCGGCCGCCUGUAUUUGGCCAUCCGGCCGGCAGGGCCAUCGCCGUCAGUUGACAAGGACGUACCGCCGGAGUCAGGCCGGGAAGCCCAGGAGCGUGUGGUCCGCGAAGUGUGGAAGCGCGUGACGGCCCUGGAUUACACACGACCGGGUGUGUGA